AUGGGCAAUACCACCCCGAUUGCCUAUGGAGGCUAUGCCAUUGGCCUCGCAAUUCAAAUUGCGUGCCAGUCUGUGCCCGAUGGGUUCCGCCUUUACUCGGCUCUAGGCCACUUCCUGCGCGGGCUAUCUACAGAUGCGAAGCUGAUUUGUACACCAAGCGAACUGCGUCGCACGAAAAGCUUCGUCACGUAUCGCGUGACCGUCCAACAGAAGGAUCAAACGACGGGGAUGCCACGUCUUUGCGUGGAAUUGCUGGCAGACUUCCACCGCGAUGAACCGGAAAUUCUCAACUACUCGGCCACCCCAACUCGUCGGUACAGUCAUUGGCAACACUGCCUGAGGUGGGACCGCCUUGCGGAAGAGAAAUGGGUCAAGACUGGCAAGCUAUUAGAAGCAAAAUCGGACAUGUUUAACACCCUCUUUGGACUGUCGCAUGAGAUAUUUGACGCUCGUCCGUGUCCAGAAGGCGUCACAGCUUAG
This is a messenger RNA of Akanthomyces muscarius, 480 nucleotides long. RefSeq lists its product as uncharacterized. The transcript has a single exon. NCBI's taxonomy places the organism in Eukaryota, Fungi, Ascomycota, Sordariomycetes, Hypocreales, Cordycipitaceae. The record is from RefSeq and is a predicted model, not a curated record. Gene Ontology annotation, biological process: fatty acid catabolic process; acyl-CoA metabolic process. Gene Ontology annotation, molecular function: fatty acyl-CoA hydrolase activity. Gene Ontology annotation, cellular component: peroxisomal matrix. The coding region runs from base 1 to 480 and encodes 159 amino acids.